Carcharodon carcharias (great white shark) is the source of this 1440-nucleotide messenger RNA. RefSeq names its product testis-specific serine kinase substrate-like. The record is from RefSeq and is a predicted model, not a curated record. Gene Ontology annotation, molecular function: protein kinase binding. Bases 1 to 1440 code for a protein of 479 amino acids. Gene Ontology annotation, cellular component: centriole. The transcript has 9 exons. Lineage: Eukaryota; Metazoa; Chordata; Chondrichthyes; Lamniformes; Lamnidae.
AUGGGUGAACCUUCCAAGCAGUGGCAACCCCACUGGAUGACCACUCUGAUCCUAUUUCCUUUGUACAAUGUUGGAUCGCCGCAGUUCUGCCCCCGACUUCCGAAUCAGGCCCCUUCUGAAACGUGGAGCACGCCUGUUCUCGGAGUCCUUCCUCGCAGUGCAGGAUCAUCGGGGGAAGCCAAACUGUGCCCCCCUUUUAUGGCACUAGCUGCUGUUUUUUGGACUGAACGCAAUAAGAUAAUUGAUGAUGCACAGCUCUCCUGUCCAGAGCUGAGGCGAUCUGCUGCAUCCACCAACGUGUCCGCCCUCAACUUAUCCUGUGACAAGGAAUCUACCGAUAGCGCAGAGAGUUUGGAUUCCAGGAAAUGUCAGUCUCCAGUCACGGGAGCAGAAGAUAUGAAGGUGCCAUGGGCCAGCAGGCAGCUCAGUGUCAGUCCGUGUGCAAUCUUUCUGGAGAGGGUUGAGAAGAGUAAAAAUGCUGCUAACUCUUUGAAGGAAUACACUCGAAAACUAGAGGGGAAACACAAGAAGCUGGAAAACUUACUAAACAAGCUGGAGAGUGACAGAAGAACCAUCUUGUGUAAUUCAUUAUUCCUUGAGGAAAAUUGUAAACAGAGGCCCACAGCAGAAGUAGUGAAUGACACCUUGCAGCAGAAGUCACUGGCUGUUGAAGAGAAACUGAAGAACCGGUGCCAGAAGCAUGACAACUCGAAAAAAGAGUCGGAGGAUAGGUUCGCUGGCACUUCCGAGAGGAAAGCUGGAAAACAACCUGUCUCCGGCAACCCGCCGCUGCAAAUUUUGGAACAGAUUACACGGUCAAUAAGUGACUUGAGACAGGUGCUUACAUCACAGUUAAACGAGAUUAAGGAAAAGAAUAACUUGCCUGGCACCUCGUCGAAUCACGGGGAGAAAGAGCCAAACAUCUCAUCGAUUAUGCUAGAGACCGUGAGGGAGAGCCUGGAUAAUGUCAUUGACAAGUAUCAAAGCAAAACCACCCAACAGCGAGACAGGCUGAAGAUCCUGAACCAGUUUGAUGGCAAAUUUGAAGCCUUUAACCAGCAGUGGGAGCGUACCCAGAGGGAGCAUCAACGCACAACACAGAUGAUCCAAGAACUGAAAAGAGAGGUCGACAGUAUUGCUAAUACCUCAAAGAGGAUGUUUUCAGUUUUUGAUCAAAUCCAAGAGAACGUCCACAAUCUGGGCCAUAUCAAGCCGUUAAUUGAGAACAUCCAGAAGCUCCUGGAGAGGAGAAAAAACCAGCAGAGUAUUGAGGAAAGAUACUUAAGGUCCAUUAAUGAGAGGUCAAUGGAAGGUGAGGUGCUGCAGCAAAUGGUGGAUCAGGCAGUGCUGCCAUUGGUGGAACGGAUUCGUAGGUGUCACCAUCCAUUUGUCUGUAAUGAGUGCAGUGGGAACUGCAAACAUAAGAUGAUAAUGCCUUGA